Messenger RNA from Peronospora matthiolae, 1032 nucleotides. Lineage: Eukaryota; Oomycota; Peronosporomycetes; Peronosporales; Peronosporaceae. The record is from the annotation of a GenBank genome assembly.
AUGCAGGCAGAUUCGACCGGAAGAAGAAGAAGAAGCAGCAGCUUCGAGCAUGACGGUGCCGUGCGGGAGACAGCGGCGGACGCAUCGCUUUGCAAACUCUCUGCUAGUCAACUAGGCUACUACGUUGAUCCAUUCGUGCAGUUCUUCGUCCCGACUCCGUCGCGUCGCAUGCCGAUUAUCAACCGCGGCUACUACGCUCGAGUUGCAGCUGUCGAGUCGCUCGUGCGCAAAUUCUUGCGCGCUGGAGAGAGCAGUCGUCAAGAGACUAAGAAACAAGUGGUGAUUUUAGGUGCAGGGCUGGACACGAUGUUCUUCCGACUACAAAGCAGCAACGUGCUUAGAAAUUGCGAGUACUUUGAGCUCGACUUUCCAGACGUGACCAUGCAGAAAGUGAGCACGAUCAAGCGCCGCAAACCUCUACAAAAACUGCUUGGGCUUAGCACUGCAGAAGGUUUUAUGGCUGCCUUGUCAUCGGGGUAUACGGAGCUCAAUGUGCCGGGUUAUCAUCUACUUCCUUGUGAUUUGAGAGACUUGGACGGCACGACGACGAAAUUAGAAGUAGCAGGCAUCAAUCGCAACGUACCGACGCUGUUUGUGUCGGAGUGUGUGUUGAUUUACAUGGAGGCAAAGUACUCUACGCAGCUUGUUGCGUGGGCUGCAUCGUACUUUGAUGAUGUGAGUUUUGUACUCUACGAACAGAUCUUGCCUGACGACGCUUUCGGAAGAGUAAUGAUGGCGAAUAUUAAGGCGCGUGGGUGCGACUUAUUGAGUAUUCACGACUUUCCGACCGUGGAAGCGCAGAUCGCACGAUUUAUCGACCACGGCUACGAGGUAGCGCAGUGCUGGGAUAUGAACAAGAUCUACUAUCACUUCUUGGAUCCAGCUGAACGUGCCAUGCGCGAACGACUGGAAAUCUUUGAUGAGCUAGAGGAGUUCCAUUUGCUGCAGGCGCACUAUUGUGUCGUUGUUGCUACCAAGCUGGCCUCGUCGCCAGCAGCCCGUGCAAUCGCGUUUAGUGACUCAGAUGCAUGA